Messenger RNA from Chara braunii, 3807 nucleotides. The record is from the annotation of a GenBank genome assembly. Lineage: Eukaryota; Viridiplantae; Streptophyta; Charophyceae; Charales; Characeae.
GGAAAUGAUCCUUUCGGGCGCGCAUCGCGUUUUGUCUAAUGCCCGCCGGGUUUAAGUACCCUGUGUCGGUUUUGACGCGGUCGCGCCCUUCGUUGAUAUCGCGGCCACGCCAUCGUUGAAGAGCCCAGCGCGGGCACGGCGUUGCAGGACAAGGAGGAGAAGGGAAAGGGCGCGAUCGAGUUCAGUGACAAUUGUUGAACCCAUGGCGAGCGCGGGGGUCUUACGUGGCGCUUGUCCGGCGGCUAUGGCUGCGGCGUGCGUGGCGCCGUCUAGCUCUGGUUCUCACCCGACCGCAUGUUCGACAGGAGGGGGGGUUGGCGUGCGGGGAGCAGCUAGAAUAUGCGACUUCGCGGGACUGCGUGCCAAAGGAGCUGCUGUGGACAGGGGAUCGUUCAUGGGGACUUGGUCGACGGAGCAAUCGGCGAGGAGGAGGUUUGGGCACGUGCGUAAGGGCGAGAGUCGACAGCGAGAAGGGGUCGUGGCGAAGGUUCGGGAGAUUUUCAUGCCGGCGCUUAGCUCGACGAUGACGGAGGGGAAAAUUGUUUCAUGGCUGAAAAGCGAAGGGGACAAGCUUGCGAAAGGAGAGAGUGUGGUUGUGGUCGAGUCCGAUAAGGCUGACAUGGACGUCGAGACGUUCUACGAGGGAAUCUUGGCGGCGGUGGUCGUGGGCGAGGGGGAGGUUGCGCCGGUCGGUGCGGCCAUUGGGGUAUUGGCGGAGACGGAAGAGGAGCUGAGCGAGGCACGAGCGAGGGCGGCGAAACUUGGCGGGGUCGGGGGCGGGGGCGGCGAGUCCGCGGGCAACGGAGGGGCGCAAGUGGCGGCGGAACCGACGGCGCCAGCUCCGGAGCCCGUCCCUGUUCUCGCGUCUGUGGGCGCAUCGCCCGCGACGGCGACGGUGGCGGCGCCCGCUCCGCCGCCCGCGCCUGUCGUGUCCACUCACCCCUCCGCCGUGGGGGGGAGGAUCGUCGCGACUCCAUACGCCAAGAAGCUUGCCAAGGAGUUUCAGGUUGAUCUCCACACUGUGAGAGGAUCAGGGCCGUUAGGUCGCAUCGUUGCGGCGGACGUGGAGGCCGCGGCUGGAAGACCGCCCUCCGCGGCGGUGGCUGCGCCUCCUGCGUCUCCGUCGCCCUCCGCCGCUCCUUCCGCUCCUCGUGCUCCCGCCGCCGCCGCGCCAGCUGUCUUGGGCACCACCGUCCCGUUCACCACAAUGCAGGCGGCUGUCGCGCGCAAUAUGGUCGCCAGCUUGUCCGUCCCGACGUUCCGAAUCGGCUACACCAUCAACACGGAUGCCUUGGACGCGCUCUACAAGCAGAUAAAGUCGAAGGGCGUCACAAUGACAGCUAUGCUUGCUAAAGCGGUUGCUUUGGCACUUGCAAAGCAUCCGGUUGUCAAUGCGUGCUGUAAGGAUGGGAAGUCGUGCACCUUCAACAGCGAUGUCAAUGUUUGUGUAGCGGUGGCCAUCGACGGUGGUUUGUUGAUCCCUGUCCUUGAGAAGGCCGACAAGGUGGACGUCUACUCAUUGUCUCGGAAGUGGAAAGAGCUCGUGGAAAAGGCAAGGGCGAAGGAGCUCUCCGGAAAUUUCAGUGCAGGAACAUUUACUGUCUCGAACCUCGGGAUGUUUGGCGUUGAUAGAUUUGAUGCAAUCUUAACUCCCGGCCAGGGUGCUAUUAUGGCUGUUGGAUCAUCUCGGCCAACUGUUGUAGCAACGGAUGAUGGAAUGUUCUGUAUCAAGCGGCAGAUGCAGGUCAAUGUGACAGCCGAUCACCGGAUAAUCAAUGGUGCCGAUUUGGCGGCGUUCCUCCAAACAUUUGCAGGCAUCGUUGAGAAUCCGUCACAGCUUACCCUUUAGUUGACGUGUGCUGGUGUGUGACACUGAGGGGCUGUUGGGUUGCAGAGCAGAGAUUGAGGGAAAAUGGGAUGCGAUCUUAUGUAAGCCGGAAGUUGCAUUCAAUCAGUGAUGCUGGUAGAAGCUAGCAAUCCUGGGUGCUCUCAUCUUUGCUCUUGGCUCGUUUUUCCUGCGCAGAGCAGAGCUCAAAUUGUCCCCUCAGAAGCUAGGUAAGUCAUGUUAGUGAACUGUACCAGUUUGUUGUUGUAGACUUUGAACUUCAGUUGUAGAUCAGCUCUUUGUGCCACUUGCUUCUCUCUCUCUCUCUCUCUCUCUCUCUCUCUCUCUCUCUCUCUCUCUCUCUCUCUCUCUCUCGCACACACACACACAUGCCCAGGCCAGUUCAUUGGUGGAAUACAUCGCUGGAGGAUGAAUUAGGGUGUGGUGUGUGCUUUGUGCGUGUGUGUGUGUGUGUUCAAUCUGUGCUUGGCCUUGUGUGUACUGAGAACUAUUAAAACCAAGUGGUUUUUGUAAGGUGGUUUACUUUGUGAUUGCCAGUUGGGUCAAUGUGUAAGGAUGGGUUUAUUGUGUAGAGAGACUCCUUGAGUGGGGUUUGGUGUAGCUAGUGAAUUUGAGGACUAGAGACGGUGAGAUAGUUGGAUUGGUGCACUCACUGGCUUGGCUGAUAGUGCAGUUGGGCUGAUGGAUACUUGUGAUGCGUGAAGAUUGGCGUUGUGGCUUAUUUGGCCAGCAAAGCUUGACAGGUCACCUUGCUGUAGAAAGCCGGAGGGGAAAAGGAUCUAUUUUGCUUGGAGUACACGAGAGCGGUUUGCCAUUUGUUGCCUCUUGGUCGUAUGGCCUUGGGCUGGUAGUCUUUCUGUCGACGAUGUCAUGUCAGAGGGAAGCGAGAAGGGCAGUAUUGCCUGUGGUGGUUGCCAAUUGGCAUGCCAGUAUUGUCAUGUCAGUGAGAGGGGUCGGCAAUUUCACAUUAUUCUUCGUUUGGCGAUGACACCCAUCUGAUGCAGAUGCAGUGAUGCUUAGCAAUUCUUUGUUUUCCUUCUUUGUAGACUAUAUCAUCUUUUUCUACUGAAGAUGUUAUUUUGUUUAUCUACAUGUGCCUUUUGAGCUCAAGUUCCAAGGGAGUGCUUGUAUGACCCGCGUGUGCGUGUUGCCCUUUGGCUCGGAUGGAGCUCUCUCAAACACUGAACUCAAAUUGUUUUUUUCUGUCAAUGAGCGUUGCGGGAGAGGAAGCUGUGGUGGCUGCCGAUUGGCAUGCCAGUAUUGUCAUGUCGGUGAGAGGGGUCGGCAAUGUCACAUUAUUCUUUGUUUGACGAUGACACCCAUCUUAUGCAGACGCAGUCAUGCUUAGCAAUUGCUUUUUUUUUUUUUUUUUUUUUUUUUUUUUUUGUAGACUAGAUCAUUUUCUACUUAACAAGUUAAUAUGUUAUACUUAAUAAGUUAAUAUGUUAUUUAAACUUAUUUUGUUUAUCUACAUGUGCCUUUUGAGCUCAAGUUCUAAGGGAGUGCUUGUAUGACCUGCUUGUGCGCGUUGCCCUUCGGCUCGGAUGGAGCUCUCUCAAACAAUGAACUCAAUUGUUUUUUUUCCGGCAAUGAGCGUUGUGGGAGAGGAAGCUGUUAGUGAACAGACGGAUAGAUGUGGCGAUUGCAUUUCAUAAUUUGGAUUUUAAUUACCCCAUUUGGUGAAACAAUUAACUCAAUUGCUUUUUUUCGGCAAUGAGCGUUGUGGGAGAGGAAGCUGUUAGUGAACAGACAGAUAGAUGCGGCGAUUGCAUUUCGUAAUUUGGAUUUCGACUACCCCGUUUGGUGAAACAAUGAACUCAAUUGUUCUUCCGUCAAUGAGCGUUGCGGGAGAGGAAGCUGUUAGUGAGCAGACAGAUGCGGCGAUUGCAUUUUGUGACUUUUGGAUUUUGAUUACCCCAUCUGGUGGGUGACACUGGAUGUCGGUUCAAGUGCAUUAUCUU